GCCCUGAGAAGCCCAGGACCCAAAGAGGGAGAGAUCAUGACUGCAGAGACUCUAGCAAAUGUUGACUGGAAAUGGGACGAGAACACUGUCGCCCAUCACACCGACCGGUACAAUACCAAAGAGCUGGUGGUGCGGCGGGGGCAGCCCUUUGUGCUCACUCUGACCUUCAGUAGGACCAAGCCGUUAGGGAACAACCUCACACUGAUCGCAGAAACAGAUGCAAACCCUGAUCUUCAAGCAAAGACACGCAUGGCCUUUGCUGUGUCCAACACACUAAGCAGCAGCUCAUGGAGUGCAGUCCAGACAUCUACCGAUGCCAGAUCAGUGAGUGUCUCCAUUUCGAGUCCACCAAAUGCCAUCGUUGGACGCUACAAACUCAGCAUGACGACUAGCUCUGGGAGCAGCAGACCCGACAGGAGUCUGGGCACUGUGGUGCUGCUUUUCAAUCCUUGGCUGGCAGAAGAUGAUGUGUUCAUGCCAAAUGAUGCUGAGCGUGAGGAGUAUGUCCUUUCUGAGUUUGGUCUGGUCUUUUCGGGCAGUGCAGAUCAUAUCUCUAACUUUGGAUGGGACUACGGACAGUUUCAAGAGGACAUUCUGAAUAUCUGCCUUACUAUGCUGGACCGGAGCAGAAGCUGCAAGCAGGACCCCCAGGGUGAUCUGGCUCGCCGAAAUGACCCCAAGCAUGUUAGCCGGGUGUUGAGUGCCAUGGUCAACAGCAAUGAUGACAGUGGAGUGCUGAAGGGGAACUGGAGUGGCAAGUACAGAGGGGGACAAAAUCCAAGCAGCUGGACGGGGAGUGUGGACCUCUUGCGGAAGUGGAAGGCUUCCGAGUUUCGAGCGGUGAAGUUUGGGCAGUGCUGGGUCUUUGCUGGAGUGCUGACCACUGUCCUCCGAUGUAUGGGAGUGCCCACACGCAUGAUUUCAAACUUUAACUCUGCCCAUGAUGAAGACAGGACUCUAACUGUGGAUGAGUACUACGAUCCCUCUGGAAACUAUCUGACAAUGGGAAUAGAUAGUAUCUGGAACUACCAUGUGUGGAACGAAAGCUGGUUUGUUCGACCUGACCUUGGCUCUGCAUAUGAUGGGUGGCAAAUUUUGGACGCAACUCCACAGGAGAGAAGUACAGGCAUAUUCCAAUGUGGUCCGGCUUCUGUGAGGGCCAUCAAAGAAGGAGAUGUGGAUCUGAACUAUGAUAGCCCUUUUGUUUUCGCUGAGGUCAAUGCGGACCGAAUCACUUGGACAUACAACCCGUCCACAAGAGAAUCCAAGAGACUUUACACGGAGACCAAGUCAGUCGGCCAGUUCAUAAGCACAAAGGCUGUGGGCAGCCAUACCCGUAUGGACAUCACCAACAAUUAUAAAUACGCAGAAGGCUCUGAUAAAGAAAGGGCUGUGUUUGAAAAAGCUCGUUCAACUCUGAAUCUGAAUACAAUGAGGGCCACAGCAGUAAAGAUGGUCCGAACACCAAAGCCCCACGUUUCAGGAAAAUUCAAGGUGCAGCGCACCCCUGAGGUAGGCAAAGAUGUCCACUUAGCCUUGAAGCUCACCAACCUUGCUUCAGAGCCGAAGACUCUGGAGGCACACAUGACAGCGUGGACCAUAGUCUACAUGGGGAAGCCAAUCCAUGAGGUCUGGAAGAAUGAGCAGUCCGUGACACUGGGCCCCAAAGAAGAGAAAACCUUACCUAUAAAGAUAUCAUAUGAAGAGUACCAGCAGUAUCUAACGACAGACAACAUGAUUCACACCACAGCCUUAUGUCAAGUGGAGAAGGAGGGUGACAUUCUGGUGGAUCGUGUCAUCACCCUAGAGAACCCCAGCCUCACCAUCAAGGUACUGGGCAGAGCAAAAGUGAACGAGGAGGCGAGAGUGGAGGUGGUGUUCACUAACCCUCUCGAUCAGGAAGUCAAGGACUGUGUGCUGCUGGCAGAGGGCAGCGACUUGCUGGUGGACAAGAUCAAGCUAGAUGCACCACCCGUGGAGGCUAAACGACACACAAUCAUCCAUUUUGCACUGACCCCCAGGAAGUAUGGGACCAAGCAGCUGCUCAUCAAUUUCUCCUGUGACAGAUUUCAAGACAUCAAAGCCUUUCAGACGGUGGAUGUGGCCAAGUGAUUCUGGAGUACACAGUGGCCAGGCAGCAGGGGAGGAGAAAGCCACAGCCACAGUGCCCAAAGUGUGAACGGCCAGCCUGUGAGCAUGUGGGUUUGAGUGGCAACCUUGUAAUAAUACAAAUGGUCUUCUUUUAUCCUCA
Messenger RNA from Eublepharis macularius, 2251 nucleotides. RefSeq names its product protein-glutamine gamma-glutamyltransferase E-like. Lineage: Eukaryota; Metazoa; Chordata; Lepidosauria; Squamata; Eublepharidae. The transcript is spliced from 13 exons. Gene Ontology annotation, molecular function: protein-glutamine gamma-glutamyltransferase activity. Gene Ontology annotation, biological process: peptide cross-linking. Bases 37 to 2112 code for a protein of 691 amino acids. The record is from RefSeq and is a predicted model, not a curated record.